Messenger RNA from Ipomoea triloba (trilobed morning glory), 2739 nucleotides. RefSeq names its product oxysterol-binding protein-related protein 1C-like. Bases 103 to 2448 code for a protein of 781 amino acids. Gene Ontology annotation, molecular function: sterol binding. The transcript has 10 exons. The record is from RefSeq and is a predicted model, not a curated record. Gene Ontology annotation, cellular component: membrane; intracellular membrane-bounded organelle; cytosol. Lineage: Eukaryota; Viridiplantae; Streptophyta; Magnoliopsida; Solanales; Convolvulaceae.
AUAAGAGAUCUGUGUUCUUUUAAAACUCUCUUCGUUUCCUUGAAUUCAUGAUUCCUUUCCUCCUCCGCUAUGGCUAUGGCUUUCCUGUAAUCCGUAAAGCUUAUGCAUCCUCGCUUGUGCUGUCGUACCACCGUGGCUGCGCAAAAUCCUGUGGCGGCUCCUCCACCAGGUCCGCCGUUAGCAACCUUCCUCAACAUGUCUCCGUCUCCGCCGCGGUCGCCCCGUGCGGCCUCCACGCCGUGGCGUCGGGCCCAGCUCCGGCUGCGCUCCAUCUCCGAGGCUCACCGGAGGUCCACCCCUCAGAAUCCGCUGCCCUCCGUGAAGAUCAAAGAAAUGGUGGGGAAUGGAAUCUCCGGAAUACUGUACAAGUGGGUGAAUUACGGGAGGGGAUGGCGGCCCCGCUGGUUCGUCCUCCAAGACGGGGUACUCUCCUAUUACAAAAUUCACGGUCCCCGUAAGAUCGUCACCAAUACGCAGACGGAGAAGGGCUCUAUGGUUAUCGGUCAGAAAUCGUUGCGUCGAAUCAAUAGUUCUAAACUCCCCUCUUCUUCCAAAUCCCUCCGCCGCAAACCCUGUGGUGAGAUCCACCUUAAGGUGUCUUCUGUGAGGGAAAAUAAAUCAGACGAUCGAAGGUUUUCAUUAUAUACUGGGAUGAAGACUCUGCAUUUGAGGACAGAGUCAAGGGAUGACCGAAUUCAAUGGGUUGAAGCAUUGGUUGCAGCUAAGGAGAUGUCUCCUCGAGUGCCAAAUGGUGAACUUCUUCUAAUGACUCAAAUGAAUGAUAAUCUGGCUGUGUCAACUGAGAAGCUCAGAAGGCGCCUGAUGGAGGAGGGCAUUAGUGAGGCUGCAAUUCAGGACAGUGAGCAGAUCAUGAGGAGUGAAUUUGCAGCUUGGCAUAAAGAUUUAUUGCUGCUCAAGCAUAAGGAGCUCGCGCUGGUUGACAAAGUGCGCCAGUUGGAGGCAGAAAAAGUUGAUCUUGAAAAUACACUCGUUGAUGAGAGCCAAAGACAGGCAUACGAUGCUCAUUUCCAGGACAAAUUUAGAGAAGGAAGCAUAAAUGAAUCAGAUGAUGACAGUCAUGACACUGAUAGGUAUCAUGCAAUAGAGGAAGAAAGUGAUGAUGAUGAUGAUGACAUGUUUGCUGAUGCUCGAGACUUUCUUUCUUCUAAUCCAGUGAGAGCCGGUGGGAAUGAUGAUGGAAAAUCAUCAUCCGAAAACGAUGAUGAAGGAAAUCAUCCUUCUGAAGGUGGAGUAUCAGUUGAAAAUAAAUAUCCUAAUGUGAGUCGUAGAAAGAAAUUGCCAGACCCAGUUGAAGAAGAGAAGGGAGUAAGCCUGUGGUCAAUGAUCAAAGAUAACAUUGGGAAGGAUCUUACUAAAGUAUGUCUUCCAGUAUAUUUCAAUGAACCGCUCUCUUCUCUGCAGAAAAGUUUUGAAGAUUUUGAAUACUCUUAUCUUCUUGACGAAGCAUAUGAAUCUGGAAAAGUGGGUAACAGCCUUGCAAGGAUACUUAAGGUAGCAGCAUUUGCUGCAUCUGGAUACGCUUCCACUGAUGGAAGACAUUGCAAGCCAUUUAAUCCCUUACUUGGUGAGACCUAUGAAGCUGAUUACCCUGACAAGGGGUUACGAUUCAUCUCGGAGAAGGUUAGUCAUCAUCCAAUGAUCCUUGCAUUCCACUGCGAAGGCCGGGGAUGGAAACUUCGGGCAGAUUGCAAUUUAAAGAGUAAGUUUUGGGGUAGAUCCAUUCAGCUUGAUCCUGUUGGUAUCCUUUCAUUGGAAUUUGAUGAUGGAGAAGUAUUUAAGUGGAGCAAGGUAACAACUUCUAUAUACAACCUCAUUUUAGGAAAAAUCUACUGUGAUCAUUAUGGUACCAUGUCUAUCCAAGGAAAUCGCAACUACUCCUGCAGGCUAAAGUUCAAGGAGCGGUCUCUCAUUGAUCGAAACCCUCACGAGCUAAAUGGAGUUGUACAGAAUAAUGGAAAGACAGUGGCAACACUCUUUGGGAAAUGGGACCAGAGCAUACAUUACUGCCAGGAUGAUUGUUUAGGGAAAGAUAAAGGACCAGUUUCAAUGUUGAAUGCAGAAUUGCUGUGGAAGCGCAGCAAACCAUCAAAAUGCAAAAGCAAAUACAACUUCACCAGCUUUGCAAUCACCCUUAACGAAUUGACUCCAGGGCUAAAGGAGAAAUUGCCACCAACAGAUUCAAGACUCAGGCCUGAUCAAAGAUUUCUUGAAAAUGGCGAAUAUGAAAUGGCUAACUCAGAAAAGUUGCGCCUGGAGCAAAGGCAGCGCCAGGCUGUUAAGAUGCAAGAAAGCGGAUGGAAACCAAAGUGGUUUUCAAAACAAAAGGACAGCGAUAUGUACCGGUAUAUUGGUGGAUAUUGGGAGGCCAAAGAGCAUGGCAACUGGGGAACAUGCCCCAAUAUCUUUGGUGAAGUAUCUACCAUUUGAUCUGCAACUUAUCCAAUUCAUGUAGGUUUUGUCGUGACCUCAACAUUUUCUGAGGUCAUAGGAUAAGCAAGAUAGUCUUGAAAUACAAAAACUGAAUACCACACAACAAUUUGUAGAUAGAUGUAAUGUUGGUGGUCUGGUAGGAAGGAGAAUUCCCAUUUUUAGUAGACAUAGAAAUCAAAAUUUCUGUGUUCAAAUUUCUUGUUCCAUUGAGUACAGAUAAUGUAUUAUCCAGCUUACUGUAAAGACAACUGUGAACAACCUGUUGUAUAUAUGAAUCAAUACAAUUUA